UAUGAAUACGAAACAUGUUAUUCCAAAAUGUACAAAUGAACAUAUUAAAUUAGAAAAAAGAGAAGAAAUAUUUAAUAAAACUGAUCUGAUAUUUUGUGCCGAUUACACACCGACAGUAGACUCUCUUGAGAUAAUAAUCAACAAGACAAAUUAUCCAGAUUUACUAUUGUUGUUGAAAUAUGAGUAUGGAAAAGAAUCGUGUUUGACUGAUCAGAGUUUUAUUAUUCAAAUUGAUGAAAAGGGAGAAAUUCCAGAUCCUUUGAAACUAAACAACCAGGAAUAUAAUUGCAGAAGUCGUUUUGUUCAAUCUUUGGCUAUAAUUCUUCGACUUGAAUUCAAGUCAAACUGCUCAAAGAAAUUGAGAAUGUAUUUUGAAUUAAAGAUAAACGGUACUGAGAUUAUACCUCUUACAACCUAUACUACAAAACUAACAACAAAAAUUGUAAAACAUUCAACUACGAAGAGUACUCGCUUCAGCACGAAGCAAACAUUAAGUGAAGAAAGAACAAGCGAAAUGGCAUCAGUACAAGAAAGAACAGACGAAACAACACCAAUGCCUUUAAACAAUUUAUCGACUCUCAGUACAUUAAAAAAGAUUUAUUACACGUCCAACUCCGUAACAGAUUACGUAACAAUGGGAACAAAGGAGUACGACAAAUCCGUCUCAACUUCUAAUAAUCUUCCUGAUUGGUGGCCUAUAAUUGUUGGAGUGGGUGGAUUUUUAUUUGUAUUUUUGAUAGUCUUCGCUAUUUAUAUUUUUAUACUACAUCGUAUAAAAGGUCAAUCAAAGCCUGACUCUUCUUACGAAGAAAUUGACAUUGUUCAGCAUUCUAUUUAUUCAGAAAUGAACAACGUAACAAGAGUUAGUAUUCGAUCAGUCAAAACGCCUGUAAAACUUGACAGAAAAAGUGAUAGUAUUAACAGAAAAUCUCUAAUGGUUAUUAUGGAAAAUGAUACCUAUGGACAUACAAGUAAUGAUAUAGAUGAGGAUAGAAAAGUUAGUUUGUCUCAGGGUAGUUAA
Molecule: messenger RNA, 1021 nt
Organism: Dimorphilus gyrociliatus
Lineage: Eukaryota; Metazoa; Annelida; Polychaeta; Dinophilidae
Source: the annotation of a GenBank genome assembly